Mytilus trossulus (common blue mussel) is the source of this 3282-nucleotide messenger RNA. Its product is annotated as patched domain-containing protein 3-like. Gene Ontology annotation, molecular function: transmembrane transporter activity. Gene Ontology annotation, biological process: transmembrane transport. The coding region runs from base 103 to 2706 and encodes 867 amino acids. The transcript has 4 exons. Gene Ontology annotation, cellular component: membrane. The record is from RefSeq and is a predicted model, not a curated record. NCBI's taxonomy places the organism in Eukaryota, Metazoa, Mollusca, Bivalvia, Mytilida, Mytilidae.
GCAUACUUUACAGGUUUAGAAAUAUCAUACGUGUGUCUAGUGUGAUAAAAUAAUCAUUACAUGGUAUGAUUAAACGAUAAAUUGUUAUAAUCAAGAGUGGUCAUGUUUUUAACGCAAUUAUUUGAAGAAAGACUUUCUGGGACUUUUAAUAAAUAUGGACAACUUAUAGCGAGAAAUCCUAUUUCAGCAAUAAUGUUUUCAAUUAUGCUAAAUGGGCUCUUGGCUAUAAAUAUUUUGUGGAUGAGGUUCAACAAUGAGUUGACAGUGUAUGCUCCAAGUAAUAGCCAGGCGUAUAAAGACAGCGCGUUGGUCAGAAAUUAUUUUCCCGAUUAUACUGGUACAAAUUUCUAUGAACAAAGCUUGCUUGACCUUGGCAGGUAUGGGAGUAUAAUAAUAAAAUCAAAAAACGAUGGAAAUUUAUUAAACGAAAUGUUUCAAUCAAAUAUACAAACAAUUAUUAAAACGGUAGAAGAAAUUUCAAUCGCCCAUGAAGAUCAAACGUAUUUAUAUCAAAGCUUGUGUGCACGUCGUAAUAAUACUUGUGUUGCCAGUCAUUCAGUAAUAUUUUCUGACUAUUUUUGGAAACAGGUUGCAUUCGGAAAUGUCACCUUUCCGGAAUUUGUAACAGAAGAUGGUAGGAAAGAACUUUUAGACCAAACACUUGGUGGUGUUUUAACAAAUGCAGAUGGACUUAUAAUAUCUGUUUUAGCUUUGAAAAUAAAUUUUUACCUAAGGCAAGACAGAUAUUUAAGUAAUGUGCUAGCAAAAAAGUGGGAACAGAAAUUCAUAGACAUAUUGCAGGGUUUUGUGUCCAAUGAAGACGAUAAAAAUAUAAGUAUUGCAUUUGCUAAUUCAGACUCUCUUGGCAAAGAACUAGAUGCCAAUACUGGUGGUGAUAUUAAAUAUUUUUCUUUAACGUUUACGUUGAUGAUUACAUACGCCUCUUUCGUGGCAGCUGGUGGUAACUGCGUAUCGAAUACUGGACAUUUAGGUCGUGCAGGAGUGGUUGCUAGUGGUUUGUCGAUAUUGGGCGCUUUGGGACUUGGUAGUGCUUUACAGGUUGAAUUUGUAAACAUCGUUGGAGUUAUGCCAUUUCUCAUUAUUGGUAUUGGUGUGGAUGAUAUGUUUAUUCUGAUGUCAGGACUUGCAUCUGCACCUAAAGACAAAUCAGCUGAGGAACGUGUUGGAAGAACUAUACAAUCAAGUGGAGUAGCUAUCACAAUCACAUCACUGACAAAUGUAACAGCGUUUGCUGCGGGGAUGUUGUCAACAUUUCAAAGCGUCCGAAAUUUCUGUUUUUACACUGGUUUGGCUGUGCUACUGUGUUAUGUCAAUCAGAUGACGUUUUUCCUAGGUUGUAUGAGCAUACAUGAACGAAGAGUUGCAGCUCUAAGACAUUGCAUAACAUGUCUCCCAACAAAAACAAAAGACGAAAUAAGUAAUGAAGGAGGAAGUUGUUUAAAAAAAGCAUGCUGUACUGGAUCGCAAACUUUCUCAAGGAGCGAGCAAGAAAGUUUUCUUCAGAAGUUUCCAUCUAUUGCAUUUCCAAAAUUAGUCUUAUGGCUUCCGUUUAAAAUAUUAGUAUUAGUAGCUUUUUUUGUCUAUUUGGGAUUCUCUACAUGGGGAGUUGUUCACUUAAGGCAGGGUCUCCUUCUUCGAAAUUUGGUGUCUAAAUCAUCAUAUUACCAUUCAUAUAGUAUCUGGGAUUUCGACCAUUUCCCUUCAACAUUUAUGAUUUCCUUGGUUUUUCCCUCAAAAAUUAAUUAUAAAUCAAGCAAAAUUCAAAAUGCAUUAAAAAAUAUAUUGACUGAAAUAAAAAAUGAUCACGACAUAAGUACUGAAAACGAAAUUAAUUGGCUAAGCUCAUAUACAUCAUCAAAUAUAUAUAACAAUUCUUCCGAGCAAUCAUUUUGCAUGAAUUUAAAGGUAUAUAUACAGAAUUCAGCGCUCUUAAAUGAUGUUAUAUUUAGUGAUAACUGUACAAUUUCCCAUUCUAGAGUCCACAUGAUAACAAAUGAUAUCAAAGAUUCAUAUAUGCAAGGACAGUUGAUGUUGAGGAUAAGAAAAAUUACUGAAAAAUUGGAUUUCAGAAUAAUUUCUUUCUCGCCUGCUUUUAUUUAUUUUGAGCAAUACGUCGCCGUUCUUCCGAAUACAAUACGGACUGUUGGUAUAGCAGCGGUUGUUGUUCUUAUUGUAACUAGUAUAUUCCUAUCAAACCCACUAGUGAUUGUGUUUGUUACCUUGUCAAUGGCAUUUAUUAUGCUGGGAAUUUUCGGUUUCAUGCAUUUAUGGGGACUAUCUUUAAGUGCAAUCACUAUGAUUCAUAUAAUAAUGAGUGUCGGAUUUUCUGUCGAUUAUACAACACAUAUGUGUCAUGCUUUUUUAAUCGUUGAUGGUGAAAACAGAAAUGAACGAGUAAAUGAAGCAUUCAUUCUGUCUGGUGGCCCAAUAUUUAAUGGGGCCAUGUCCUCCUUGGCUGGGGUAAUCAUGCUCGCAUUUUCUGAAUCUUACGUUUUUAUUUCUUUUUUUAAAGUAAUGGUUCUUGUGAUUUUGUUCGGUCUUGGCCAGGCAAUUUUUUUUCUACCUGUUAUUUUGUCACUAAUUGGGCCUAGCAAAACUUCGAUGCCUGAAAAGAAAACAAUAUUUACAAAAGAAAAACUUGCAAAUGUAAAUGACGGAUACUCUUCAAAUGACACCCGUAUAUAACAUAAAGAAGUUAUUAUAUCCACUUAUAAUAUUCAAUCAAUCUUAUGAAAAAUACCUUCUUUUGAAUCCUUGAACUAUAUCCUUUAUAUUGAUAUCAGGCUUCUUAGGUUCACAAUGCAAGUUGAUUGGUGAUUGAGACAUAACUGAUUACUCGAAUGAAAUAUAAUAUGUUUUAGUUAAUUUUUUUUUUAUCUUAGAAAAAUUUUGUAUACAUUUAUCAAUCAUAUUUUCCACAGAAGAUUGAUUUGUGAGGACAAUGAUGUACUUUGAUUAAUUAGAUCGUUGAAUAGUUAGGUUUUUCUUUUUGUAUGCACAUUUGACGUUAUGUUAUCGCUUUGUAUAGCUUUAAGAUUUCCUGAUUUUCUAGCUCUUUUCAACGAAUGAAUAAAGAACACAAUCUAUUGGAAAUAUUUCACGUCAUUCAUUCGAAAAGUGAAGCGUAGGCAUUACAUUUAUGAGCUAGUAUUCACACUUCAUCGGUGCUUUUCUUUUUUUAUAUAAAGUGUUUCUUUAAUUCUAUAUAUUUAUCUUAAAUUUAUGGAAAAUGGUUGAUAAUCUCCGUUAAAUCGAUUUCUG